Messenger RNA from Megalobrama amblycephala (Wuchang bream), 3756 nucleotides. Its product is annotated as homeobox protein TGIF2. The record is from RefSeq and is a predicted model, not a curated record. The transcript is spliced from 3 exons. Gene Ontology annotation, molecular function: RNA polymerase II cis-regulatory region sequence-specific DNA binding; DNA-binding transcription factor activity, RNA polymerase II-specific. Bases 312 to 1493 code for a protein of 393 amino acids. Lineage: Eukaryota; Metazoa; Chordata; Actinopteri; Cypriniformes; Xenocyprididae. Gene Ontology annotation, biological process: regulation of transcription by RNA polymerase II.
AGGAGGGAUCUAGAUCCUGUCAUUGAGGGACGGAGAGAGAGGGAGAGAGAAAGAGAGAGAGAGAGUUUGGUGGAGCAGCGGUGCUGCAGGUAAACGGCUGUUUGUCAACAGGAUCAUUUCCCUCAUGACACACUAAUGACUAAUGAGCAGAUUCAUUGAUAACUGGAGCUUCAACUCAACACAGCUGUGCGUGUGUGUGUGAGAGAGAGUGUGUGUGAGGAGAAGAACACACUCUCCGUUUGACGAGGACCCGCGUUUCCACACCAGCAACUUUUUUCAAACAUUUUGUGUUUUAUUUUCCAACAUCCAGGAUGAAGCCCAGCAAAAGAGCUUUUGAGGAGGAUCAGAACGGAGACAUUGAGUUUUCUGCCAUGUCGGACAGUGACCCAUGUGAAGACGACGGUUACCCUCUCAACCUGUCCACCAGCGGCAGGAGAAGCGGGUCUUCCACCAAACGCCGCCGCCGUGGAAACCUCCCCAAAGAGUCCGUUCAGGUUCUGAGGGACUGGCUGUAUGAGCAUCGCUUCAAUGCGUAUCCGUCAGAGCAAGAGAAACUGAGCCUGUCUGGACAGACGCAUCUGUCUGUGUCACAGAUCUGUAAUUGGUUCAUAAAUGCCCGCCGGAGGCUCCUUCCGGACCUGCUCAGGAAAGACGGCAAAGACCCCACUCAGUUUACAAUGUCACGACGCACCAGCAAACCAGACAGAUCUGCCUCCCCAGAAUGCCCUGCCUCUUCAACUCGCACCUCUGUCAUUUGCCCCGCACCAACAUUGGACUUGAGGCUGUUGGGUAACACCGCAACGGCGAUUUUGGCUGGAGCUGGUUGUUUGUCAUCAGGCAGUCAAGACGGAGGUGUUCAGGCUCUGAUGCAGCUUGACACACGAGGUCUGCUGAGACGAGAAGGUCUAACUGGAUUUCGGAGCGAAGAUCAACACCUGACAACCAUCCCGCUUGCUUCUACCUCUGUCCCGACCCUGGGAGCGGUGAGCCCGAGUGGAGUCCUGUUCAACACGCCUCCUCCUACCCCACCGGAGCUGUGCGCACAAGAUUUCAGCGAUCUGAAGCUUCUAGUGGAUGCGGCCCUGCAACGAGCAGCUGAGCAAGAAAACUGCAGACAGAAAGAGCAAACGAUGCAACAGCAAGCAAACAGUCCUUCCAAUGAAAGUUCAAGUGAGCUCGUCCAGAAUGGCAAUUCGGAGACCAUCGCUAAUUCCGGAGCAGAAACGCCUUCAAGGGAUGCAUUUGAUGCUGCACCAGGCUUGAUGGAGAGCGCAGUAUUACCAGUAUCGGUUCCUGUCAUGAGCCGCUCUUUUCAUCCAGGCCUUCCCGUCGAUCUAAGUUCGGCCGGUGUCUCCGAUGUCCUCAGCAAGAAUGUGACAGAUUCUGCCCGCUUUACGUCUUCUGGCACGUGGAGCGUCCGACAACCGGGUCCACCUGCGAGCACGUGGGUUUCGCAGUAUGUGCAUAAUACGGUCACAGAAGCGGUCAAUUGAUUGGUGCGGAGGGGAAGAAAAACUCAAGCAGACUAACUGACUUUGAACUCUUUUUGUUUGCUCAUUUUUCUCAGAAGCCUCUGGAUCAGAUGGAAAACUGGACGCUUUUAGUACAUGUCUUUCAAAAUCAUUGUUAUGGAUGUUGGUAGAUACCUGGAGAUCCUCUUUACCGAUGUUCACUUCAGUGGAUUCAGGAGUGAAGCCUCUCUUUGAACACAAAGAUGUAUUUCAAAGACCUUUUUAAAACACUUUUUAAACCAAAACCUCUUACCUUUUUUAAGUACAUGAAGUUUAUGGGCAUCCAUAAAACCCUCUUUGCAUUUCAGACUCUAGGAUCGUCAUCCUUUCAGGCAGAAACAUAAGCAUUCUCCAAACUCAAGAAAACCUGUGCAUCUCAGGUUUACCAACAACAGCCAAGGGAUUUUCAUUUGAAUGUUUGUUGAAGUGGCCUUACAUAGUUUUUGAUAAAGAAGCUCUUGCCUGUUUGCAUCAUUAUAUCCAGGGCUAGACAUCUAUCCGUCAUGUAGCAUGCUUAACUUAAUUUUUUUUUUUUUUUUGUGAUCUGUGAAUGCAAAGACCAGCAUGCAGCAUUUAAAUAGUCUGAUUAGGGACCAAAUGUGCUCUCUUAGAUUUAAUACUUUGCUCUGAUUUUGCCUGAAAGCCACUGCUGAUGAAGCCUCUACUUCUACAAUCUCAGCUUUGAAAGUCUUUCCCAAUAGUGUGUUUUUGUCAUUAUUUCCUGCACUUUAUAGUUUAAUUUCACCUCUUAGUCAUUAUGUCAGAACCGUUUAUCCAGUCCCAGUCAGAAUAAUAUCAGAGAGCUCUCUGGUGUGGCGUGAUGUGCGUCUGUGCUGUGGCCUGUCGUUGGGAAAUUGAUCGUACUGCAGAGAUCAUCGCUCAUGCCUCGUGUCUGUCUGAGAUGCGGAGGGGAGGUCGUCUCAAAGACAGAGCUGACAUUGAUUUUCUUCAGUUCUCAUGUAACUUGAGCUUAGAGCUGUAGCUUUAUUUUUCUGAUGGUAUUGGGUGAAGUAGAUGAUCGGCAUUAACAGUGUUUUACAUUUUCGUAAAUUCUCUAAAUCACAAUGUAGAAGGAGACAUUAUGAGGUUAUAAAAAUUUGUUAGUGAGUGAAUUUAGACACUAAAGGAGUUUUGUGUACCUCUCAGAGAUGAACUGAAGUGUUUCUUUCUUGCUCAUAAUCUGUGAAUGUAUCUAGAGAACUGACAAAUAUUAUUUAGAAACAGAAGAUUUCCAGUGUCUUCAUAAGCGAUUCCCUCAGUCUUUUUGGACACUAGAGUAUCUAGAUGGAUUAUGAUUUAAUGCUUGUAGUUUCCAUGAAACUGAGAACAUGUACAGGUAGUCAGAUUAGUCUUUGUAGUAAUGAUUUUAACCUUUUAGCCUUUUUAUGAUGCAGUUCACAUCAUUUCAGUUUACUUGUUCAGAAACGUGCCAUAAUUCUGAUUAGUUUUUCUCAGUGAGGUCAGUGAAAAGGUCAGAGGUCAUGUUCUGUAGUACUGCACAGGUUACUUCUCAUUGGUUUUCAGUGUGUCUCAGGUUUGUUUAUUAUAGUUUUCAGAUUUCUCUUGACUUUUUUUUUUUUUUUUUUUUUUUUUUUUUUUUUUUUUGUGGGUUCGAGUCAUUGUAAUGUUACCUCUCUGACAAAACAAAUGGAGUUUUUUAAUUAUUUCUGAGUUAAGGAAUCUAUAAGGUGCGUCUGUAUUUUUAAGCCAUGUCUGAGCUGAAUAUGAGAAACUGACUGUCAUAUUGUAGCGUCCUCAAUCUGUACUACAGAUCUAAUUAACUCAAAACCACUGUGAUCAUUCGGUUAGUUACUGGAACAGUACUAUCUAUAUUUUUCAUAUGCUCUAUUUUUUCACCUGGUCCGAAAGGCCAAUAUUAAUAUUCCUGGAACUGUAUUAUUGUUAUUGCAAAAUGGAUCUUCUAGAUGACAAUGUGAAACAUGUAAAUAUCAUUCAGGUUUUUGUCUGGCAUAGACCUGCUUUUUAACGUGCGUGCGUGUGUGUAUACAUCAAAUAUGUGUCUCUCUCCUGUACGACCAAAUACAUGAUGGAUUUUUUUUUUUUUAAAGGUCAUAUGUGUGCAUGUAUAACUGAGGACAGUAAAACUGGCUUUUGUGCCUUACCUGCUUCCUUAGAAAACCUUUUGGACUAGUCUGUGCAAUAUCUGCCUUAAACAUUUGACACAGAGAUUUUAUUUGGUGUCUUUUGUACAAACAUUACAGAGAAAUAAAAGCCUUGUUUUUGA